Molecule: messenger RNA, 804 nt
Organism: Fomitopsis serialis
Lineage: Eukaryota; Fungi; Basidiomycota; Agaricomycetes; Polyporales; Fomitopsidaceae
Exons: 3
Coding region: 68-505 (145 amino acids)
Source: RefSeq, a predicted model, not a curated record
GGGCGCGACAGGCACAAAUACCCUUCCCGAUACUCACAGAGAUAUCUUCGGUCUGUACUCCAUCCGGAUGUCUGUCUCCCAGCAGACCCACUACUCCGCCGUCUUCCCAGACACCCACGGAGUCAUCAGCCGAAUCUCCGCCUCCAAAGGAGUGCUGACGCCGCGCAGCAUCAUCAAAUUGAGUGUGCAGGCCAACGAGAAGGCUGCAUCGAUCAGACGCGCAUUGGGAGACGAUGGCGUCUUGCGGGCCAUAAAACGCGCCAAGGUGGAUGUCAUACCCACAACUGUACCAAGAUUGCGGCGGCGGAUGAAAGGUGAGGAUUCACGCUACCGGCUCUGCGAACUAAGUGUGAUGGUCCUGAUAAUGAUGUGUCUUCAGGUCAAGGAUGCGACAGGACACCCUCAUCUCGUGCGCAUCUUCGCAAAACUGUUCUACGGGAGGUUCCAGAUUGCGUCGUCACGAUCUGCUGUUCGCCAUUCUGCGAAAACUCCGUGUAGCCCAUGAUGUUCGCUAAAGGAUCAGAUAAUCGCAAAUGAAGACGGACUGACUGACUCAGUCUUCUGACCUAGGUGUUGAGUAUCGUCACAUCGGUAUUAUUGCGAUGAGAGUCAUGCCGAGAAGUCUAUGCGACCUCAUGCAGUCAGCGGAAGUCAACCUGGACACUUUAGGGCGGAACUCAGCCAAUCCGUGGACCGUGUCUCACCUUGAUCUCACCCGAAGUCAGAUAUCCUGAAUAUGGCGCAAAUGAUCCGGCUACAGAGAAUCUGUUCAAUUAAUCGGCUCAUCGCAAGCUGACUUGACGU